GCGGGAACGGGCCGGGGCGUUAUAGGGCGGGCGGCCGCGGCGGGGGGGCGCGGCGACAUGAAGCGGCUUGGGCUGUUGGGACUCCUCGGCGCGGUGCUGCUGGGCUGCUGGGAGCCUGGUGAUGCCAUAAGAUGCUUUGAUAAACAGUACGAACACAAGGGCAGGUGCUGCAACCGGUGUCAGCCAGGGGAAAAGCUGGUCUCCGAAUGCAAUGGCACAGAAGACUCUGUCUGUGCCCGCUGUGAGAGUGGACACUAUCAGCAGAGCUGGACCAGGGAGAGGCACUGUACCCCGCACGAUAUCUGUGAAGACAAUGCUGGCCUUGUUGUGAAGACGCAAGGGAACGCAACGCACAACACCGUGUGCCAGUGCCAGGCUGGCAUGCACUGCUCUGACGCCAGCUGCCAGACCUGCGUGGAGAACCAGCCCUGCCAGCGCGGCUUCGGCUUCGUGGCAGACAAGGCCGUGGCCCGGAUGUCCUCCCCCUGCGAGCCCUGUGCAGAAGGCACCUUCUCCAACGUCUCUUCUAAAACUGAGCCGUGCUAUCCCUGGACAAGCUGUGAGGAAAAGGGGCUCGUGGUGAAGGUGAAAGGGACGAACACCUCGGAUGCAAUCUGCGAGUCGGGCAGGCGCUCCUCGCUGUCGGUGCUGAUCCCCAUCACGGCCGCGGUCGUCACGUGCCUCGUGGGCAUCUGCAUCUACUGCCUGGUCCACGCAGAUCCCAGGCGACCGGUGCAGAAGCAGAUGGAGGCCAGGAAGCCUCAAGAGACCCCGGAGGCCCAGCAGCCCACGGAGACGGAGGAUGGGUUCUUCCCUGUGCAGGAGACCCUGCUCGGGGGCCAGCCCGUGGCCCAGGAGUACGGCAAAGAGAGCCGGAUCUCGGAGCAGGAGCGGCUGUGAGGGCAGCGGGCCCUGCCUCCCGCAGCACGGAGCACGGCCAGCGCCGUCCUGAGCCCUCGCCGGCCCAGGAGGAAACCCCGCGGCACGGUCUGGCUGCCACGGACGAGCGGCGGCAGCCGUGGGCCGCGGCACGGCCCCCUCCGCGGGGCUCCCGGCGCGGCCGCGGUGCAGCGAGGCUCGCCCGCCUGCGCGGGGCCGCGGAGCCGAGCCCGGGCCCACGGCGGAGCGCGGCGCGGCUGCCGGCGCGGGGCACGGCCGGGCCCCCC
Molecule: messenger RNA, 1166 nt
Organism: Tyto alba (common barn owl)
Lineage: Eukaryota; Metazoa; Chordata; Aves; Strigiformes; Tytonidae
Gene: CD40
Product: CD40 molecule
Exons: 9
Coding region: 58-900 (280 amino acids)
Biological process (GO): response to type II interferon; cellular response to tumor necrosis factor; cellular response to interleukin-1
Cellular component (GO): CD40 receptor complex; external side of plasma membrane
Molecular function (GO): signaling receptor activity; antigen binding; protein binding
Source: RefSeq, a predicted model, not a curated record